Molecule: messenger RNA, 295 nt
Organism: Verticillium alfalfae VaMs.102
Lineage: Eukaryota; Fungi; Ascomycota; Sordariomycetes; Glomerellales; Plectosphaerellaceae
Exons: 2
Coding region: 1-165 (54 amino acids)
Source: RefSeq, a predicted model, not a curated record
AUGCGAGCCCGGACCAGCGGAUCUACGGUCGAGGCGAGUGGGGUGUUCAGAAUCGGAUACGCAAGGAAGAGAAGGGUAAGAAGAGGGAAGACGGCGACAAGAAAGAGAAGAAGUCAGCAGGAAUCCGCGGCAUACGAGGAUUUGUUUGAUUAUGGUAGGGUCUGAUCGAGCAAGCACGACGAGAUGACACGAUACGAAUAGGGACGACAGUGAAGCAAACAGAAAGAUACCCAAUGCAACCUUAGAAGCGAUCAAAUGAGCGAUCUUCACUUCACAUAAAAAGACAAGGCUGCAU